AACAUCGCCGACAGCUCCCUUUCCGACCCUGCUGGUAUUCCGACCCUCCCCACUCUCUAUUUUCGCCUCUUUCCGUGUUCUUUUGCCAUGGCUUUCUUUCCCCACCACCACCUCCAGCAGCCGCCGCCGCCGCCUAAUACCUACAGAAGCAGGAAUUUUGCGCCGGCCGAUGGCCAGACCACCGCUCCGAUCGCCUUCUUCAGCCCCACGAGUUUCCCCGACCAGGCCCAGCCUUCUUGUAAUCUCUCCCUCGUUCAUGUCAUGGGACUCGCCCCGGGCUCCGUUCCCGCGGCCGAUGGGGGAUCGAAUGGGUGGGAGCCGAGGAGUAAGAAGCUCAAGGAGCAGGACUUCCUGGAGAACUCGCAGAUCUCGUCCAUCGAUUUCCUGCAGACGGGGUCGGUCUCGACCGGCUUGGGGUUGUCGUUGGAUGAUCGGAGGGUGGCGGCAUCCUCUGGGGAUUCGCCGCUGCCCCUUCUUCCUAUGAUUGACGAGGACAUCGAUCGAGAGGUUCAGAGGAUGGACGCCGAGAUGGACCGCUUCAUCAAGAUUGAGGUUGAGCGCCUUAGGCAAUCAAUACUGGAGAAGGUGCAGACAAAGCAAUUUCAGACAUUGGCUUCCGUCGAGGACAGCAUCCUGAGAAAAAUGCGAGAAAAAGAAGCGGAGGUCGAGGAGAUCAAUAAGAGGAACACGGAGCUUGAGGAGCAGAUGAAACAGUUAGCCAUGGAAGUUGGUACGUGGCAGCUUCGUGUCAAGUACAAUGAAAAUAUGAUCACUCACCUCAAGUAUAGUCUCGAUCAGGUGUAUGCCCAGAGCAGGGAUAACAAAGAAGGGUGUGGUGAUAGUGAGGUAGACGACACGGCCUCUUACUGCAAUGGAGGAGUCAUCAAUUUACAGCUAAUGUGCAAGGAGAACAAGGAAAUGAAGGAUUCAAUGGCUUGUAAGAUAUGCAAACACAAUGAGGCAUGUAUGCUUUUGUUGCCCUGCCGACAUCUUUGCCUCUGCAAAGAGUGUGAGAGCAAGCUGAGUUUCUGCCCGCUGUGUCAGUCCUCAAAGUUUAUCGGCAUGGAGAUCUAUAUGUAAUGAAAUAUUGUUGUAUUGAAAAUCCAGUUCAUCCAGCAGGUUUGUCCUCAAUUAUUAUUGACUGGCUGCUGUGAAUAUCUCUCGGACUUAAAUUAUAGGACGUCCAGUGAAUAUGUCAUACAUUUACCAUUACUUGGACUUCUGAGUCAUUCUGUAAUGUGCUUUAUAUGUGCCCUUGUAAUUGAACUCUCUCCUAAAAUUUGUUGUUUCAUUUGACUUUCUCAAUGUUUUUCAAACAAUUCGGAUGUUCUGAACGGUCAAUUGACGCGUACUCA
Messenger RNA from Phoenix dactylifera (date palm), 1355 nucleotides. RefSeq names its product putative BOI-related E3 ubiquitin-protein ligase 2. NCBI's taxonomy places the organism in Eukaryota, Viridiplantae, Streptophyta, Magnoliopsida, Arecales, Arecaceae. The record is from RefSeq and is a predicted model, not a curated record. Gene Ontology annotation, molecular function: ubiquitin-protein transferase activity.